AUGGUCACUCAUAUUGUCGAUAAGUAUGGCAAUGCCAUACAGGAAGGAGACUAUGUCUUCAGCAGGAUUCGAGGCGGAUCACAUGAAGGGAAGGUACAAGAAAUUGUUACAGACGAGCAGCGAGCAGAAGAGCGAUCCGUGAAGCAUCCCCCAAAGGUGUCGCUGCACAAUAAGGAUGGGAAGGUUGUUGCUCAUAACCCAGGCACACUAGAAAUACGGAACGAGUCUACUUAG
Messenger RNA from Penicillium daleae, 234 nucleotides. RefSeq names its product hypervirulence associated TUDOR domain-containing protein. Bases 1 to 234 code for a protein of 77 amino acids. The record is from RefSeq and is a predicted model, not a curated record. NCBI's taxonomy places the organism in Eukaryota, Fungi, Ascomycota, Eurotiomycetes, Eurotiales, Aspergillaceae. The transcript has 3 exons.